CACCGGAAGCGAGGGUGAAAGCGAAAGCAGCUUAUUUAUUAUGUCUGUGGAAAUCUCAGUCACGGACACUUUUAAAGACACCUUUCACACUGUUACUGGGCAGCUGGAAGACGAGCAUUUGAUCAAGCGACAGCUGUGAGGACGAGAGACACAGGAAGAGAAGAGGAAUGGCGGGUUUCCUGGACAACUUUCACUGGCCGGAGUGUGAAUGCAUCGACUGGGGGGAGAGGAGGAAUUCGGUGGCUUCUGUCGUGGCUGGUGUUCUGUUCUUCACCGGCUGGUGGAUCAUGAUUGACGCUGCCGUGACGUAUCCUUCCCAGGAGCAGAUGAACCACGCCUUCCACACAUGCGGCGUCUUCUCCACUAUAGCUUUCUUCAUGAUUAAUGCAGUUUCCAACGGCCAGGUGAGAGGAGACACGUACGGAGAGGGCUGCCUUGGCAGGACAGGAGCUCGUCUCUGGUUGUUUAUCGGCUUCAUGAUGAUGUUUGGUUCACUCAUCGCCUCCAUCUGGAUCCUGUUUGGUGGAUAUGUGGCACCAAAAAAAGAGGUGGCUCCGGGGCUGGCUGUCUUCUUUCAAAAUGCCUUCAUCUUUUUUAGCACUCUGAUCUACAAGUUUGGACGAACUGAAGAUUUAUGGGGUUAAAUGGUUGUAAUAACCCCACACACACACACACACACACACACACACACACACACACACACACACACACACACAGUAGAUGUUAUUGCCAGUUCUAAAUAUUGUUCAUGUUUUACUUGCUGUAAAAACUCGUGCUCAUUUGCUGUGUGUUGAUCUUUCUGGUUUUGGUGAGAGCUGCUCUGGAUCCAUUUUAAAUGAGGGAACUUUUUAAAAAAAAAAAUUAACUUAACUAUGUAUGUUUUUGUGUCUCGUGUGAUUUUCCUCCAUUUCAGUUCAACACACUCGCUGUGUUCAGUUACAGUAGCGGCCGCUGGAUUGGCUCCAGCUGGGGGAACUGUGAAGCGUAUUCUGCCUUUGCUGAAGCGAUCGUGUCCGGUCUGAACCGGUUUGUCCGUCAAACACAGCUGCAGACGCGUCGCUGGCGGCAUUAUUUUAACUACUGCAAACGAACACUUCAAGAAAAAAAAAACAAAUCUCAGCCAAAAUCAGACAUUUCUUCAGUGAAGGCAGAAUUCAGACCAUGUUCAUGUAUUUAUAGAUCCAUGGAAGUGUUUUAAAGUUUCUUAUUGACGAGAUGUUGUUGGUUCCUCAGGAUGAAGUGUGUGGGUAUUUUUUUUUUUCAAACUGCUUUUAUUUUAUUUUUUUUCUUGUAUUUGCUCUUAAUCAUGUCUGCCAAAGGAAGACAUGAGGGACGUUUUCCGUAGCUAAUGUGGGGGCGUAAGAACAAAAGUAAACCUUACAAGUUGUAGAUAAAAUGUGAAAAAAAUAUUUUUGCCUAUUUUCCCCCCAAUUAGACACUUUUUAAUGAAGUCAAAUCAAUCUCUAAUCCAAAGUUUCGAUCUACAGGAAGUCAAAGGAAAAGAAAAAUGCUGUUACCAACUGUUUUUAUCAGGUUUUUAAAUGUUUCCUGUGAAUAAUUUGUUUCCAUCAACUGGAAGACCUGUUAUUAAGCCCAUAAUUAAAAGAGAAUUGGAAUCUG
This is a messenger RNA of Salarias fasciatus (jewelled blenny), 1620 nucleotides long. Its product is annotated as transmembrane protein 50B. NCBI's taxonomy places the organism in Eukaryota, Metazoa, Chordata, Actinopteri, Blenniiformes, Blenniidae. The record is from RefSeq and is a predicted model, not a curated record. The coding region runs from base 168 to 644 and encodes 158 amino acids. The transcript has 7 exons.